Molecule: messenger RNA, 5567 nt
Organism: Dermacentor andersoni
Lineage: Eukaryota; Metazoa; Arthropoda; Arachnida; Ixodida; Ixodidae
Gene: BicD
Product: Microtubule-associated protein Bicaudal D
Biological process (GO): protein localization to organelle; regulation of microtubule cytoskeleton organization; microtubule anchoring at microtubule organizing center
Cellular component (GO): Golgi apparatus; cytosol
Molecular function (GO): cytoskeletal adaptor activity; dynactin binding; dynein complex binding
Source: RefSeq, a predicted model, not a curated record
GGCACUUCUUUUUUUCUGUGGCAAGAUGGAGCCGUGCCAGUUUAUUGCAGCGUUGAUGUGAGUUCCCCAUGGGUGUGAUUUCGCCCGUAAGGGGUUUCGAUCAACGUUUCACGCGCUCUCGGAACCUUUGACAUCAUGGAAACUAGCGCUGGAGUCAAGGACAGCGAAAUCCGAGCCGAAAAUGAAGCUCUCAAGCUCGAACUGGAGCGGCUCCACCGCGAGCUCGCUCAGACCAGCCACGAAAAGAUCCAGUCAGCCCAGUACGGUCUCGUGCUGUUGGACGAGAAGCAAGCCCUGCAGCAAAGAUGCGACGAGUUCGAAGCCAUGUACGACACCACGAAGCACGAGAUGGAAAUACUUAAAGAGGCCCUCGCCAAGGUGCAGACGAGCCAGAAAGUGUCUACAACUACUGGCAUCGAGCAGGAAGAGAGCCUUCUCCAGGAAACUGCAACCAAGGAAGCCUCACUGACAUCCUCUCUCCAGGAAUUGGAAAAGGAACUGAAACAGGUUCGCCAGGAGCUCAGUCGGGUCCUGGCUGAGAAGGAGCGGCUUCAGAACGAGAACUACGAGAUCACGAAGCACGGCGAUGUGUCGGACUGGGAGCGCAAGAACCUGCGCUCAGAGCUGAAAGACAUGAAGCUCAGGGAACAGAGGCUGCUCACGGACAACAACGAACUCGAGGAAGAGAACAUCUCUUUGCAAAAGCAGGUCUCGUCGCUGCGCUCGUCGCAGGUGGAGUUCGAAGGCGCCAAGCAUGAGGUGCGUCGCCUGAAGGAAGAGGUGGAAUCACUGAACGCCCAGCUUGAGGAGGUGGGCUCACUUCGGCGCAUUGCCGAGCAGCAGCUGCAGGAAGCAUUAGAAGCACUCCAGUCGGAGCGAGAGCAGAAGUACGCUCUUCGGCGGGAGCUGGACCAGCGGUUGACGGCCGAGUCGCCCGUGUUCCACCUCGAUGGUCUCUCCUUCGCGGGCUUUCGGCUCGGAAAUGCCAAUCCAGACGAGAGCAACCGGGUCGAAGAUGAGGAUGGCGACUCUGGCGCGCCUGUGCUCAAGCAAAUUGAGGCGGACUUCAUCAACCAACCUAUGGAACAGAAAGGAGAAGGGUCCACAACCUGUCGGCCAUCUACGGUGGGCGACCUCUUCAGCGAACUGCAUCUCACCGAGAUCAGGAAGCUCGAAAAGCAGCUUGAACAGCUCGAAACGGAGAAAGGCCACCUGUCGGGAUGCCUGGAGGACGCCCAACAGCAGCUGGAGAAGCUGCGCUCAAUACCUGGCGGAGACCAGAGGCUUGUUCUGGCGAGGCUGGUCGAACCGAUCCGGGCCCUCAUUGCUUUGCAUGGCGAGGAAGUGGGCACCGACGGCACUGAGAAUGACAUGGACGACGUGACCAAGCUGCAGAAACUCCUCGACAAGCACGAACAGCGCUACCGCAAGGCCCUCUUGCAGAUUGCCCAGCUUCAGGCCGAGCUGGAUGGCAUGUCUGAAAGUGCCGAUGGCGAAGCAGAUACGGUCAUGAGUGGCAAGCUUAGAGAUGAGAUUGCCAACCUGAAGAACAAGGUUCACGACUAUGAACAAAUCAUGGCAGAAAUCAAGGAGGACUUGAGUGUCGUCAGCGAGUUCACUGAUGAGACACGCAACAGGCUUGGUGCUGCACAGGAGGAGCUUCUGGCAGUUUCUGAAGACCUAGCGCAGCUGUAUCACCACGUCUGCACUGUGAACGGCGAGACUCCGAGUCGUGUUGUACUAGAUCACGCAAAGGGUUCUCGGCCUGCUGAGGAAGGAGAAACUCCAGUGGCCACUGAGGACACACCCUCUUCAGAGAAGGCACCAUCCGACAGCUCUCCGAUUGAGAAGCUCAAAACCGAACUCUUCCGCCAGGCUCUGCUCCGCGAGAAUGCUGUUGACCCAUCGCAGUGUGCAACGCUCAGCGAAACACUUCGCGACCAAGUCCGGCAUCUACGUGUUGCUGUGGAAACGACCAUGGAAAUGGGACGCAGUCGUGCGCCCCCAAUCGGUGACGGUAUGGCCGGCACCGCCGAGGAGGAAGAACUCCAGGAGCAGGUCAUCAAGCUCAAGUCGCUCCUGUCGACGAAGCGGGAACAAAUUGCAACCCUCCGUGCCGUGCUCAAGGCCAACAAGCGGACCGCCGAGGUGGCCCUCACCAACCUCAAGUCCAAGUACGAAACGGAGAAAGCGGUUGUCAGUGAGACCAUGACGAAGCUCCGGCACGAGCUCAAAUCGCUCAAAGAGGACGCCGCGACGUUCGCCUCGUUGCGUGCAAUGUUUGCGGCACGGUGCGAAGAAUAUGUGGCUCAGCUCGACGACCUCCAGCGGCAGCUCGCAGCUGCCGAGGACGAGCGCAAGACCCUCAACUCGCUGCUUCGCAUGGCAAUCCACCAGAAGCUGGCGCUGACGCAGAGGCUCGAGGACAUGGAGAUGGACCGGGAGCGGUCGCACAUGCGUAGGCACACGGGCACGCCACGCCGAGGCCCCUCGCAGCAGAGCGGUUCGGCGCAGCAGCAGCAACAGCAGAGAGGCAGUCCCCACCACUCUUCGCUGCCAUUCUUCGGCUAUGGCGGCAGUCACCAGCGUAGGGACUACUGAAUGCAAGAAGCUGCAGCACAGCCGACAGGCGAGUCAAGCUGCAGGGUCGACGCAGUGAUUGGCCAGGCAUGUGGCUGCGCCGUGACUACUGCCUUGACGGAUCACAGCAGGGCUGACCGACACUCCUGCUUCCGGACGCGUUUUUGACAACAGCUGGCGCCAUGGCAGUUGACCAGCUGCUGUGAAUGCAGUUCUGUUUCUUUCAGACGCAUCUAGCAGACGACUGGCCAAGGCUGUUGACCGGCUGUUAUGAAGACCACAUCUGUGGUUUUCUUUACCAUGGCAGCUGGUGAUAAAGCGGGACUUAGAGGCACUGCUCCUUCCAAAAGUGUCUGGCCGUAAUGAGCAGCCACUAUCAAGACAGUGGGCAACUGACAUGAAUUUUAUACUGCAACACAAGCAGCAGACAUGGCCACUAUGGCACGCUCAAAAGAGAUGCAGUCAUGGCUGCCGACUACAUUUCCCAUCAGGACAGUGGUGACAUCUUCUGUCCCAAGUGUGGUCGUUAACUGUGACUACUCAAGAGCGCUUGUGACAAGGAAGAUGAAGUUGACAACUUCCUCUUCGUACCAGCGUUGUCUGGUGAAGCUUGGUGCUCCUCCCCCUGUCAUCCUGAAGGCACAUGUCAUAGUUUGACGAAAAGUGAACUACGCUAGAAUUGACAUUCACAUUAACAUUAGGGUGUGAGCGCAUACUGGGCUGGACAGACCUGUCGGCACCUCUUUUAUGCCCUUCUGUCGGCCUCGUUGAAAGAGUGCAAGAAAAAAAAGAAAUUUUUCUUCUAACCCUUGUCCAGCCACUGGUCGUGGUAAGUCCCUUGAAAAUGUGUGACCAGUUUCUCUCUGAAACGGGAAGCACCUUGCCCCGGUACUCUUAAUCUUGUCAUCGAGCGAGUCCUCGACAGUUUGUACUGUGCAGAAAUCAUUGCGUGCUGGCCACUUUGAAGCAAGCGGUUUUCGUUUGAAUCCGUGAAGCCGAAUUUCACGCUACGUUUUAAGCAGCUAUUUUUCACUCAUGCAGCAGCUGAGCACAGCGUUUUUGCUGUUGCAUCCGAAUAUUGCCACAAGCAGCGAGACGUCCACAGGGCCAACAUUUCUCUUAAAAAGGAGUUUGGGCUUCUUCAAAAUUGUGUCAAUCAGCUGGCUAGCCGGCUAAGCAACUCAGGCACAUCUUUUUUUUUUUCGUAUGUUACACCGCCCACUGCUGUUGCUGUUAAUAGGCUGUAUCAUAUGUGUCUGCUUUGUGUCAAAAGACUUGUGAAAUGCAUGGUGGGUUGGUACUUAAAUGGUGUCAUGUGUUUGACACUUGAAAGAAAUCUAGGGAAAUGGCUAUGGCUUAUUGUACGGUGAUGUUUUUAUUUCAGGCAUUCGAGGAGUUUGUGGUGAAAUGAACGUGUCAUGUCGGUAAGGCAGUUCUAGCUGUGCAGUAUUUUCAAGCAUGGAUGUCAGAGCGCACCCUCCUCUCUGACUCCAUUUUAUUCCAACAGAGAACACAAUACCUGAAGAAAAAAAAGUGUGCAUGUCAGCAGCAUAGAGCACGUUGAUAGAAAAGCAUUGUUUUGUUUAGUCGUUCCACAAUGUGGAAUUGAGUGCAUUCCAAUCGAGGGAAGAAGUGGGGGGCCCAAGGCCAAUGCCAAAGUGGUAUUUAAGAGUGUGCGUGCUAAUUGUGCUAAUAUAGUUGAAAUAUUCUGUUUUAUAUAUUUACAUAGGUAGCAUGUUUUAAUGUCAUCGUCCAGUUUUAUAUGCAAGUUCAUGUGUUUGAAAAUGAGCGUCUGUGUUUGCACUUUUGGUUAGGUACUUCCCGUCUUUUUUUUGUUGUGGGGACUAUCCUGUACUGCCUGCAUAUCUGAAAUGGGCGGUAAAUUAUACACCACCCCCCUAGUAAUAAUUUCUCUAGUGACUUACCGGCAUUACAUGGUGGCAGCUUUUGUGCUACAUAAUAUUGUACAGUAGUUUUUGCCCGUUUAUUUCUUUGUAUGCAUUUGCACUAGCAAUAGCUUAGCUGUGCUAGUUGAGAGUUUAUGGAAAACAUGCAUUUUGUGUGCAGUGUGAAGUUGUUUUAUAUUUGUUUUUAGCUCUGUUCACAAGCACAUUUUGUUAAUUUUAGUGCUGUAAAAAAAGUGAUGCCCUAUUGGUUAAUAUUGUAACCAGUUUAUCAUAGGUUACCCUACUCAUUUCUCUCUAAUGAACUGUUUGAAAAUGUGUGCAACAUGUAUUAUGUGUUUAACACAUAGGGCGAUGCAAUUCUUUCUGUUCAGUUGAAGCAAUUUAUGUCUCUCGUUAAGUGCUUGGCACUCCCUGUACUUGGCAAUGCACUUAGGUUUGAUCAUGCGAGCCAGAAUUGAGAGACUAAGAUAUUUUCCAGUGGUGUCAUCUUGUUUUCGAUGAUCCGUGCUACUGUGUUCCCAUGGUUCCUUCCUUGACCUGUUACAGCUAUGGCUGCUCUGAUCAGCUCAGCUCUGCUAGCCUAGUACCAAAAUGAAUUUGACCGAUGCCAACCAGAAUGACAGCGUGAAUGCGUGCUGUGCGUGUAGUGGAAUUAUUAAAGUGCCUAACUACUGACUGUGCCUUCCCGUGUCCAACCCCCACAUCUUUUUAGGUUUGUACAACUCGUUUCUCCCCAAGGCUUGAAUGAUGCGCAAGUUGCAUGUUUGUAGAACGGCAAUGCUACUUGUAAAAGAAUAAGUACUGCUUCCCAAGGAUUUUGUGGUUUUGUUUUUGGGCACACGGCAGUGCUUUGUCUUGUGUUGGGCCCUUCUUGUUGAGAAUGUGAAGAAAGGAAACCGUCUGGAGUUGCCGUCCUGCCAUGGUUUUUUUUUCCGCAGGGCCCACUAAAAGUUUUGUCCAAAUGUAUUGUUUUUGUGUCACUGUCUCUUGGACUCUCUUGAGAAGUUGCUUGCUAUGGAGUGGUGUGUUUAUUUAUAUUUUAUGCAAAAUAAAAACUACAAGGUGCUUGUUGUGAGGUGA